This is a messenger RNA of Populus euphratica (Euphrates poplar), 2125 nucleotides long. RefSeq lists its product as uncharacterized. Lineage: Eukaryota; Viridiplantae; Streptophyta; Magnoliopsida; Malpighiales; Salicaceae. The record is from RefSeq and is a predicted model, not a curated record. Bases 572 to 1684 code for a protein of 370 amino acids. The transcript has 16 exons.
CAUGUGAUAUCUCCUUGCAGCCAAUAUCAUCUACCCCGGUACUGGUACUAGUUUUUGUGUGGACGAUCUGUUCAAUUUCAUCACUAACUCAAAUAUUCAGGUUGCUUUCUUCUUCUUUUUUUAUUGAAAAAAAUCCAGGUUUCUGCUGGUGCCAAUCUUGAGAAUAUGCAAGUUAAAGCAAGAAAAAAGAGAGCAGCAGCAGAGAUGCUGGAGUUUAACUAUAGCAGUUUAAAAUGCAUAAUCCAGGCGUGAUUCAAAACUUGCAGCUUGAAGAUUUCAGCGGUGGAGUUGCAUAUAUGAUUGAUAGAUGACAAGCUGCAAGAAAAGAGAUGAGGUCCGGACAACACUGGAGCAUGAUAAUUAAGACCUUAGGUUAGUCGAUAUCGAACAAAGUCACCGAGGUGUCUCUUAGACCUUGGUGUGUCGAUCUCGAACAAUGUCUCCAAGAUGUCUCCUCGCAGAUUUCAUCUUUAUAUUUGAUACUUUCUCCAUAUGAAAUCUACAUCUUCCUUGCUUUCUCUGAAUAUUGGUUAACGUCGUCCUCUGCUUAAUUUUCCAUUCUAGCAAAGCUAUGGAAGCCAAUAGGAUCGAGCUGGAUCCAUCUGGCCAAGAACUCGAAGGCAGAACUAUCGCAGGGGAGAUCUCAUCCGUGAAUCAUCGAACACCCUGCCCAUCAGCUCCACCUACAGAAGGAAGAGGUAAAAGCAAUGAUCAGAAAAGACAAAGCAAGAGGGAAAUUGAUAAGAGAUACAACGAGAACAGGAAGCAAAAGGAGGAUGAGAUUAUGAAAGAGCUCGAAAGCCUGGAAAAAUUUUCUGGUGAAUUAGAGCGUGAAAAUGACGAGUUAGAACGCCAAGAAAAUCAGUUGGAGGCCACUGUACAUAUGGAAUAUGAAAAAAUUGUUAGCCUGUUGGAGGACAAUAAUGCAGGACAAAAUAUUGAUGUGCAGGGGCCAAGCAUGCAUGCCGGUUUUCCAAAUGCAAAUGCAGAUAUCAAUGCUACUGGAGAAAUAUCAAUGGGUCAUGAUGGGCUUAAAAGAGAAAUGAACCAAGCCCCGAUCACGAGCAAUGCAGGUACUUUCUCUCUCGAGAGCGCAUCCAUGAAUCUUCAACUUGCAGGAAGUUCUGGCUUAACUGAUAUGCGAGUAAUUAAGAAAAGGAUAGCUGACAAAAAAUGCCGUGAAAAAAGGAAGCGUACGAUAAAUAAAGCCCAGGAAAGGAUUAAAGAACUUCGAAUAAAAAAUUAUGAGCUACAGCUACAGAUCGUCAAAUCAAAGGCAAAAGCAACUCAGUUGCAAAAACAGCUCGCUCAAUCUCGCAACAUCAGUGCGCUGAUGACUUCCAAAAAUGCUAGAAGAAAUGCUCUGCUGGAACAGUUUUUGAAUGAUUAUGUGCUGCAAAACUCUGGCCAUGGAAACACACCUUUCAACACACAGCUGCAAAACUAUUCUCAGGGAAUCACACCUUUCAACGCACAGCUGCAAAACACCGGUCAGGGAAGCACAUCUUUCAGCACACAGCUGCAAAACUAUGGUCAUGGAAUUACACCUUUCAAUACACAGCUGCCAUGCUUUGAUACAGGGGAUCAGGGAAACACAUCUUUCGACGAGGAUUUGAACUGGCUCAUGGAAUGGCCGGGGACAUUGCCUCAGUCGAAAGUCAUAAACUGGAGUAGAAUUAGUUGAACACCCUGCACAUGAUGAGGUGGCUGCAAUCAGGGCAGCGCACGACCCGGAGUUGUGUACAUAUAUAGGAGACCGAAGGGCAGUCCCUUGUUGAUCCGGUCUUUGAUGUUGAUGACUUUAACAGUUUUGAUAACUGAGACACUUGAGAAUAUGCGCUGACAUAUGCAUGGAGACAACAGCAGCUGCAUGAUGAGAAGAGGGAAAGCAGGGAGAUACUGGAAGAUUGUUUACUGGCUUUGUUUUUUUAUCUAGUUUUUCUUGAAGAUUUUGGGAGAUACUGUCAUGGCUUUUCUUGUUUGUUUUAUUUUCUUGAUUGUGAUUUUGGAAGUACUCUGAUUCUAAGUUAUGUGUGGUUAAAUUGAAGUUUUUGAAAUUAAAAUCUUCUUUCGUAUCAUUGAUUUAAAGGAAUUGCUGAUUAUAUAACACGAAACCUUUCAGCUA